Messenger RNA from Linum tenue, 827 nucleotides. The record is from the annotation of a GenBank genome assembly. Lineage: Eukaryota; Viridiplantae; Streptophyta; Magnoliopsida; Malpighiales; Linaceae.
GGAGACAAACACCUUCUUUCAUUCUCCCUCUCGACAAUAAGGCUCCAGCAGCUCCCCUCCACUCCAUUCACUUCUCGACAACUCGAGGCAACCCUUCCAUUCAUUCAUUCUCCUCGGCAGCAAACGAUAAGACAACACCUUCUCCUUUUCUCCCUCUCGACACAAGACAGCAACUGUCUUCCAUCUUCUCCUCUCGGCAGCAACAACUCAAGCAAGCAACAUGCUUUCAUUCCUCUCGACAACCAAAAAGAACCCAGUCCCUUCCAUUCUCCUUCCUCUCGACUAACAUAUGGAAGGCAGCAACUCCAUUUCCAUUCCUUUUUCUUCACGACAACAACAAGCAGCUCAAGCAUCAAUUCGCACUUCGUACGGUGGAAGCCUCAUUCGAUAGUAGUUAGAACAUCCCCUUCAUUGCUCGAUCUCCCUCGACAUCACCUUCUCCUAUCAUUAAUAUAGGACCCACGAUCGUUACGUUGGCCAAGUGAUUGGGUGAUCAAUCGAUGAGAUCAAUGUCGAAUAUAGUUUGGACAACCGCCAUCACGUUCUAGGCACGAAGUUAAGGUUGUAGAGGAGGAGCUAGGAAGCAUCCAAUCGGGGGGCAUCCAGUGAGAGAGCAGGUUACCGGAGGAGGACCACGUCAUCACUUCUGAAGAUGUCUGACCACGGAUCGGAGUAAGCAGCAUUUGUAAUCUUUAGUUAUUUGCUUUAUGAUUAUGAGUAAUGACUGGAGAUUUAAAAGGAUAAGACUUUAUGGAUUGAGAUUUGCCCAAAUGUUAGGGCUUUUCUUUUAGAUUAUAAGAUGUAUUUUCAGUAUUGGUAUUUCGAGC